AUGUUGUUACUGACCUUGUGUCAAGAUCUAAAGGCUGUAGUCUGCCAGCAGUUUAUGAACAGAGAAGCUACUGACAAUCAUGCUGCAUGUCUCUCCCAAAAUGAGCUGGCGGGAGACGGGGUAGGGAUCUGUGAUGAACUGAUCAGUUUGGAGAUCACGUCUCCUGAUGUAUGUGAUCUCACACUAAUCGAUCUACCUGGCAUAACCAGAGUACCUGUAAAAGGUCAACCAGAGGACAUUGGAGACCAGAUCAGACAUCUCAUCCUGAAAUUCAUUGAGAAGAGAGAAACUAUCAAUUUGGUUGUGGUUCCCUGCAAUGUGGACAUAGCAACAACAGAAGCUCUGAGAAUGGCGCAGGGAGUGGAUCCUGAUGGAUCAAGGACUUUAGCAAUACUGACUAAGCCAGAUUUGGUGGACAAAGGUGCUGAGACAGACAUCUUGCAGAUUAUUGAGGGCAAAGUAGUUCCUCUGAAGAAGGGUUACAUUAUGGUCCGAUGUCGUGGCCAGAGUGACAUAAAUGAGCAAAUUUCAUUAGAAGAGGCCACAAGACUGGAAACAGAGUUCUUCAGGAGCCACAGUCACUUCAGCUAUCUUCUGGAUCAACAGAAAGUGUCAACAAACUGUCUUGCCACCAGGCUGACUAAAGAACUCGUUGAACACAUAAAGUCAUCAUUGCCAAGCCUCACAGAACAGAUUCAGAUACGACUGUCAGCAGUGAAAAUGGAACUGAGAAAUUGUGGCCAGGGUCUGCCCAUGGAGAAAGAGAAGAUGGGCCCCUAUCUAAGCAAAAAAAUGUUGGAGUUCAGUGACCAGAUCAGUGAGCUGUGCAGAACUGGGGAGUCAAAUGACAAGAACAUAUAUUCUCUGCUGAGACUUGUGUUCAAACAGUGGGAGCUGAACCUGAGAGAUUCAAAAGUUGCAUUUAGGGCAGCUAUAAAGGAGAUGACAGAAAAAUAUGAUGAGGUGCAUCGUGGGAGAGAGCUGGUGACCUUUAGUGACUACUGUGUAUAUGAAUCUACAAUAAAGAAACAUGUGGAGGAUCUUAAACACCCAGCUUUGCAGACACUUAAGCUGGUUAGAGAUAUUGUGCAGAAAGAGUUUAAGGAUCUGUGUGAGAUCGGUUUUCAAAACUUCCCUCAACUGAGAUACAUAAUCGUGAAUCAGAUUGAUGAAAUUCAGUCAAAGCAAGAGAGCAAGGUGGAGAAGAGGAUCAGAGAGUACAUCAACAUGGAGAAGCUUGUAUAUACCCAGGAUCCCAUCUUCACACAGAAGAUGGUCGACUUUCAGUUUGUGGAACGGAUUCAGGAGUAUGAGUCAACUGCUUUAGACAAGGGAGAAAAUGCUGCUUCCCCCAAUAACUGCACAGUUUUCGAUACCAGGAAGCUUACUCCUGAGAAGCUUAUUAUCUAUUACGAGAUUGUGUACCAGCGGCUGGCGGACUUUGUGCCCAUGCUCAUCUUGCUCUUCAUGCUGAAGGAAUCGGCCGGGAUGCUGCGUGCUCAUUCCAUGGACAUGCGGGACGGAGCCGACGCAGUGAAGCUGCUCAUGGAGGACUCAGAGGCAGGCCACAGAAGAACGGAACUCUACCAGCGCCUGGAGCGUCUGCGGCAAGCUCAAGAUAAGAUCAGCAUCAACCUCUGA
Molecule: messenger RNA, 1641 nt
Organism: Chanos chanos (milkfish)
Lineage: Eukaryota; Metazoa; Chordata; Actinopteri; Gonorynchiformes; Chanidae
Product: interferon-induced GTP-binding protein Mx-like
Exons: 11
Coding region: 1-1641 (546 amino acids)
Biological process (GO): receptor internalization; defense response to virus; synaptic vesicle budding from presynaptic endocytic zone membrane
Cellular component (GO): cytoplasm; plasma membrane; microtubule
Molecular function (GO): microtubule binding; GTPase activity; GTP binding
Source: RefSeq, a predicted model, not a curated record